CCAUGAGUGAGUUAGUGAGUGAGAGAGUGCGGACCUCUAAGCCACAGACCCAAUUGCCGCAGCCGGACUCGAAACCUCCCCGGGAAAAGUCGGUCCCAUCAACCCGCGUGCGGCGAGUCGGUCCCCUGUGCCGUCCUCGAGCCGGACCACGCCGAUUGGCCGUGGAGCCGUGGCUGGUGGUGCACCCGCUUAUCCCAUUGAUCGUCAGAGUUACGCGCCAAGUAGACUGAGCAGACUGAGUAGUACUCGCCUGAGAAUUGAACCGAGCGAGUCGUCUGACUGGGUAAGUAAUAAACUUGGCCCCAUGCCGUUGUUGCGGAAAAAUCCUUUCCAGCGGGCCAAACCGCCCCGCGAUCUGCGCCCCGAAGAAGAAGUGUUCUUUUGCGAGGCCACCAAAGAGAUCUUCCGCGAUUAUGAAGAGUUCUUUCAGAGGACCAUUCUGUGCAACUCGCUGGUUUGGUCUUGUGCCAUCACGGGCAAGGCUAAUCUCACCUACGAAGAGGCCGUCGAGAGCGAGCGCAAGGCCAAAAAGCGACUCGGCACACUGCCCAAACCCUUGAAACGCGGUUUGCUGUGGUUGGCCCAUCGCACGUCUCGCGGUCGAUUAGCCGAAGUGGUCGACGAUGUGUACGUGUUCGCCUCGGCUCGUUAUUUCAAGGGUGAAGUCGUCGAGGCCGUCAUCCAAGAGCAGUGGUGUGACUGUAAGGUGGUCGGGAUAAUCCCCCCUACCGAGGCAGAGAUUGAAAACGAUCGCAUCGAAGAAGAGGAAGAACGUCAGAAAGACUUAGCCGCCGGAAAAACGCCGGCACCCAAACCUCGAAAGUCAUUUUCUCCGCCCGAAUACCUGUUCAAAUAUGAAUUGGAAGAAAUUGAACCCGACGAUCCGGAGGUCAAUCAGAUGUUCGUGGUCGAAGCGGACGAUGUUCGUCGAGAAAAAGGGUUUUACACGCGAGAAAAGAACCUGCUCUUUCUUAAGAAUGUGGUCCACUUGGGCAAAACGGGAAAUUUCCAGCUCAAACGCGAAAUCGUUGAAAAAUACCAUGUGGAAGGUAUCAAGUUCUCCGAUAUCUUCAACGGUCCCCCGCCUAAAUUCGACGAGUCCAAGCGGCUGAAAGGCCCGGGGGCUGUUCAUCACUCUAGCAAGAGCAAGAAGGAACCGAAAUCGGACAAGAAGCCCAAGAAACCCACCAAAAUGGGUAAAAAUCAAGGCACCCUGGACUCUUGGGUAAAAGGAGACAAAUCUCAAAGUGCUCCCAACAGCACUCACAAGGUCAAAAAGCAGAGCUCGGCUGAGCUCGAGGCCGAAAUGAAAAAGAUCCGCGAGCAAAAUGCCCGCUUCAAAGAGGAGAUGAAGCUUAGAGCGGAAGAGGCGCGCAAACGCAAAAUCGAGGACAAGGCCAAGGAGAAAGAGCGCAAGAAGGAGGAGCAGAAGUUGUUGAAGGAGCUCAUGAACGAGUGGAAAAAGCGUCGAGAUGACCUUGAAUGCGACGACCUUAAGGAGUUACCGCGACCCACGGCCAUUCACUGCAAGAUCCCCAACCCGUUAUUCGGCGAGUUCUUGACCCUGUUGGAGUUCAUCCACUGCUUUCAUGGCCUGCUCGAAACCCAUGACUCGUUUCCCAACGGAGUUACCUUCGACAUCCUAGAGCAAGCUCUCACAGACAAGGAGACUCUUGGCGGAUCGCUCUUUGAUGUCUUGAGUUUUCUCCUUGGUGCUGUUUUCGAUCUCCAAGAUGAAGAAGACAACGAAGUGCGACUCGACAAAAUCACCGUAAACCCUGAUCAGAUCGACAAGAACGUCUUAGGCAAGGACGAGGAUGUGGCCAACCAUAUCAGGUUGGCCACCGCAGCUGCCAAGUGGCCGUUUAAAACUCAAGGUGGUCAGAAACUGCGGGAACUCCAUCUUGAUCAGUACACCAUCACGGAAAUUCUCCGGCUUCAUCUUCAAAGCGGAGGCGCCUUCCGGAGCGAGAAGCUUAUCAUGUGGUUGUAUCAACAACGAGGUGGCUAUCGGCUCUCGGACGACCCCGCCCUCCAAUUGAAGAUGGACGACCCUCAGAUUUUGGAAGCCCUCACACGAAGAACCGUUUUUGAACUGAGUUGUCAAGACAAGCUGAAGAUUCUCACCGUUCUCAUGCAACAGAUUCUCACGUACGCCACCGUCAGGGAUGAGAUCGACGAAAAACUCAACGAGUACCACGAGGCCAAAUCGGAACUUCGCGAGCACAAGAUCGCAGAAAACAAACGCCAGAGGAUCCUCGAAGAAAGUGAAAAGCAACGCAAGAAAGAGGAGAAGGGCAAAAAGAAGGACACGGAUUCAAAGGCCCAAGAAAAUGCCCUACCAAACGGGAAGGAAGAGCACCCUCCAACAGAGAAUAACAUACCAUUGACCGAGCGACAGAGGUUGGCAUUACAGACUCAGAAAGAGAAGGAGGAGAAAGACCGGAUUCGAAAGGAGGAGAUCAAACGCUCUGAAGCCUGGGAAAGGGAAGAGGAGCUCAAAGGUCAAGUGUUUGAGCUCCAGUUCAACGCCGGGAUGAACCUUUUGGGACGAGAUCGGGCUUAUCGACGCUACUGGAUGUUCGGUUGUGUCCCUGGGGUCUUUGUUGAGCACGAUGACGACACUGUUGGGCCCUGCAUGGGUCUACCCACGCCUUACAGUGAGAUGGCCGGUCCCAUGGACGAAGAAACCGCCAUCAAAAGAGUACAAGAGAUCUUGGACGCAAAAGACAAGACAGAGGAGAAGAGCUCAAGUGACAAGGAGAACGAUCAGGACGAGAAGACUAAAACAUAUUCCAAGAAGCAAGCUGCCGCGCCGUUGAAGCAGAAGGUGCUCUCGACCAACAACGGUAGUGUAGACGUGACCUCUUCUCCCUCCUCGACGUCCACCAAUCCAACCACCACUCCGGAUGUAAAACCUGAUCUGAAGUCACUGGUCCAACCUCACGAAAUGCUCCCCUGGGGAGCGUGCCUUGCCAGUGACGAGAGUUGUCCCGUGCACUCUUCCAUUCUACCUCGAACUCAUUGGGCAUUCUUCAAAACCACCGAGGAGAUUGACAACCUCAUCGACAACCUGAACGAUCGAGGUAUCCGAGAGAGUGGGUUAAAGGAAAAACUCGUGCGGGAGCGCGAAAGAAUCGCAAAGAGUCUGAAAAAGUUCAAUAUGACCACUAAAUUUUGCAAAGGGGAGGGCGAAUUGGAGUCCAAGAAACACAUACCUCAAGUUCUCAGCAACGGAACAAAAGAGGAAAAGGGGACGCCCAAAUCUGCGACAUGUUGCGUCGAAUUGACGCUCCGCGAUCAGAUUCUCGAGUUGGAAGAGAAGAUCUUCUUUGGUACGUUGGGAACACUCAAGAUCCGUGACCGGAGCGCUUGGCAACAAGCCAUUUCCGAGGGUGGAUUUGACAAACAGUGCGACACUCUUAAGUGGGGAGGCAUGUCCUCUUUAUUGGAGACGCCAGCCGACUCCAGGCUCCAAUCGGGAGCUAUGAGUAAAGACUCCACCCGCCCUGGAACCCCCAACGGAAUCCACACAUCAGAGGACGAGAACCGACGAGAUUCCGGCAACUCUUUCGCUGACAAAGAGCUUGGGCGAAAAGUCACGGGUUUGGCUAGUGCCAUUUUACAGGUUGGACAAAUGGUCGAUCGCAAAUACAUCAAGCCACCCCUGGGCGAGGAUGAGAAGGAAAAGAAGAAACGCUUGAAGGAAGAGGAAAAACGAAAUAGGGAGCGUGAGGCUGCGGAAGAUGUCACCGAGGAACUUCCAUUGGAUAGCCACAAAGAUCACAUUUUAACUCCUUUUGAGGAAUGGGAGAGCUCGCUCAUGGCUUCAAAGAGCUUUGCACAACUCUUCAUUCACAUGACCACCUUGGAGAACUCUAUAGUUUGGUCAAAGUCCCUCCUAAAUGCCAAAUGUCGGUUAUGUCGGCGCAAAAACGAUCCCGAGAACAUGCUUUUAUGCGAUGGCUGCGACCGUGGCCAUCAUAUGUAUUGCUUGAAGCCCAAGCUUAAGUCCAUUCCAGAGGGCGAUUGGUUCUGUCAUGAGUGCAAACCCAAAGAACGAAUAAGGACGCCCAAAAAGAAAUCCAGACGAGUUUUUAUCGAGGAUGAGGAGGAGAAUGUCGAGGACAGUCAAGAAGAGGACGAAAACGAAGAGACUGCCGAAGCUGGGGAGGAAGAAGAAGAGGAAGCCAUGGCCACUGAGCACGUCGACGAAGAGGAUGGAGAACUCCAAGACGAAAGCAACGAGGAUCAAGGUGAUGAAACCAUGGAGGUUGAUGAAGUAGACUCCGAGACAGAAGACCCGGAACAUGAUAGCGCUGAAGGAGAGGACCUGGAGGAAGACGACGAAGAUUCCCGACCUCGGAAGCGUCGAGGGAAAGCGUCACCGGUUCAAGUCAAGCCCAAGAAGGAAAAGAAAAAUUCCAAGACUCCUUCAAUAUCGCAGCUCCUCGGUAAGCGGAGGAGCGCUGCUGAGGCAUCAGAAAAGAUUGCCUUAGCCACUCAAGCCGAAACCAACUCUGGGAACAGCAGUGGGAGUGAAGAGAUCGGUGCCCGAUCAAGUUCGACCCGAUCCCGGCGAAGCGCCAACAAGCGAAGCAUGGAGGCCACUCUCCUUGAGCAGCAACAUCUCGAGUCUCUCAACAGCCAACAGAGUGCUCGGUCCAAGCGACGAAGGGCUGUGGAUGAUGCCGUGGAAUCGAUGUUCAAUCCGACCGUGCUCGAAGACUUACUCAACGCCAUGAUGAAGCACAAGGAUGGAUGGCCAUUUGAUCGGCCAAUCACCAAAGCCGAUGCCCCUGAUUACCAUAAAAUCAUCAAGAAGCCCAUGGAUCUCGGAACGAUCCGCAGUAGUAUCAACCGCAUGAAGUACACCUGUAACCAAGAGGUCGUGGAAGACAUUCGUCAAGUGUUCGAAAAUUGUUGGACCUACAACCGUGACGACGCCGAGGAAUAUCAGUGUGGAGUCCGCCUAGAAAAGUUCUUCAACAAAGAGGCCAAGAAGCUCGGGCUUUUGUACGAGAGUGAAGACAACGACGACGAUGUCCCGCUAAAACCCGCCAAAAAGAAGAGUCGACGAACUUACUGAUGAGGAGCAUGACGAACGAACCCCUCCCGCAUAUUCAAGGUCCUUGGUCAAGCUUAGGUUUUAGAAACACGGUAGAGAUUACGGCAGGCAAAUUGUAAUAGACUCGGUCGACCUUUUUUUUCUCGUGGAUUGUGCGUGUUGUCCACACCCGCCCACAGUAUUUCCUGAACACGCAUUGCGCUCAUAUAAAAUGAAGAGGACCGCCAUGAGGAGCGGUUGCUCAAAUGAACACUAUGAAAAACCACUAGCUUUGUUUAUUUUCCCAUGUGUAACGUGUCAUCAUGAUGAUCCUCUUUACCAGCCGUUUAAGAAAAUUUGCCUGUGCCAAUUCCACUGAGAUAGGGCAAAGAUAUUUUUAACACAAUAUAAAAUAAUCACGUGGAAUAAACGAGUUUCAUCUCUUG
Messenger RNA from Tigriopus californicus, 5493 nucleotides. It is a transcript of the gene Acf, whose product is annotated as bromodomain adjacent to zinc finger domain protein 1A-like. The coding region runs from base 305 to 5089 and encodes 1594 amino acids. The transcript has 5 exons. The record is from RefSeq and is a predicted model, not a curated record. Gene Ontology annotation, molecular function: protein binding. Gene Ontology annotation, biological process: chromatin remodeling. NCBI's taxonomy places the organism in Eukaryota, Metazoa, Arthropoda, Copepoda, Harpacticoida, Harpacticidae.